AUGACUGAAGUUGGUUGGUGGAAGCUGACUUUCCUCCGAAAAAAGAAGUCCACUCCCAAGGUGCUGUAUGAGAUUCCAGACACAUAUGCGCAAACGGAGGGGGGCGUGGAGCCCUCCCGGCCUGAAGGCGGGGACCCCACCAACGACUAUAACAGUCGCCUUGAGAAGAUUGUGGACAAGAACACAAAGGGCAAGCACGUCAAAGUGUCCAACUCAGGUCGGUUCAAGGAAAAGAAAAAAGUCCGCCCAGUGCUGGCUGAGAACCCCAACCUCUUUGAUGACAGGGAGGGCAAAGGACAGUGA
Messenger RNA from Elephantulus edwardii (Cape elephant shrew), 303 nucleotides. It is a transcript of the gene PRR15L, whose product is annotated as proline rich 15-like. The transcript has a single exon. NCBI's taxonomy places the organism in Eukaryota, Metazoa, Chordata, Mammalia, Macroscelidea, Macroscelididae. The record is from RefSeq and is a predicted model, not a curated record. Bases 1 to 303 code for a protein of 100 amino acids.